GCAGGUUAAUAAGGCGCGUUCAUGCCUGGUCCCAGCCUUUUUUGAGCUGGCCCAGUGCGACUGUCUCUUAUCGCCCCUGCUCAUUAUCAGCAUUAUUCUGAGCAGGAGCUGUGACCCUGCAUUAGUACAGCUCAGACCUGUCUGCUAUGCAACUGCCACUAUGAGACACCCAGGAGCAGGUAAGGAGCUUUGCAAUGUUUGUCACUGUGAGAUCUAACUAACUACUGGGAUCAAUAUAACUUAACUCUGUCUAUACGAGAAGGUUAGAACUAAAGAGAUCACACAUUGACUUCUUCAUGGGGAAACUCAAUCUUAGAUUAAAUUAAUAAAAUUGAAAUAAAAGCUAAGGACGGCUGAUUUGGGACGUUAACUGUGUGUGAUAUAAAAUGAACCUAACUUGCCUUUAUAUCACAUUGUGGCUUGUAAUAUUUUCUAUAUGACGCCGUUACAACUAUUGUUUGUUCCCCUUCCUAACCACUUCUUUUCGGCGUGACAUUUUUUUUCUUAUUCAUAGCGCCAAAGAGUUUUGUGCGAAUUCACGAAGCCAAAAAUACCAACUCUUCUGCCAAAUUCAUACUUCUAAAAAUAAAAUCUUAAAAUGCUCGAGUUAAAUCCAAAGCACAACAUAGCGCAGCAAGGAAAGACGUGAGAGAGUUAAAUUUUACAGUUAAUCUCCCAUAAUCCCUCAUGCAUUGAAUUUUAGUUCCAGGCUUUGUCUGGCUGGUAGCAGACACAGGCUAAGAGCCAAGAUUGCUUGAUACUACCCUAUCAAAGCAGCGUAGGCUAGCUGUGCAUUAAAGGGAAUGUAAUUCUCAAACAUCUGCAGGGCAACGUUUAGCUAUAACUGCGUUUAUGUGUGCGUAUAAUAAGGUGACUACUUGAAACGUAAUGGAGCCCCCAGUCGUAGAUGACUGCCACGUUUGGGAGGCUGCACGAUUAGGAUGCUGUAUAUGUGUAAUUGUCUUGGAAAAGAAAGUUACGUAAUCAUCCAUGAGGGAUUAAGAAUGCUGGCAGAACAGUGCCUAGUAGCCAAUGGAAUCUAAACUUGCCUCACAUUGGUCGAACAGAGUGUUCUAAUUUGGAACACUGAUGUUCAUUUGCGGACCAUUUAAACCUUUCUUGCCCUUAGUUAGGCUGGCAAAUCUUAAUGGAUUUUCGGAGUACAACGUUUGGCCACCACUGUGUGUAGUGUCUCUUUAAUAAUAAAGUCCAAAAAUAAGAAGAGACAUCAGCACAGGACAAGCUGAUAGCUAAUACAGGCUGGAGACCUAUGGAACAUAUUGAAAAUAAACCAAGGAUUACCAUGUGACACGUCUAAAUUUUGCUUUGUGUGUUGGGCAGAUCUUGAAAGACCCAAUUAGGUCUCAGAUUCUGAAGAACCAUUUCCACAUGCUGCCAAACAGCACUUCCAAGCGUUGCAUAAAGGACUCGUAAAAAUGGUGACCAGAGACCAUAAGGGGUGUGAAUUUAUGGACACUGUCAGGCAUUGUCAAAAUAAUCUGAUUGCAAGACUAAAACUAUACUCUGCAAUAGAGUAAAACUACAUUCAGCAAAAUUUGACCGUUUAAUUUGUUCCGCUCUGUUCUAACAUAGGGCUAGGGUAGCUGUGCAUUUUUGUCUUGCUGAAUCUUAGAGUAUGUUGCAUUCCAGUGUGUACAUUGAUAGUCAGACAAAGUCCAACUAAUUAUGGGUUUGAUGUAAUUAGAGUAAAAUAAUCACUACUAUUAAAAAAAAUGUUCUGUUACAAGUUUACUUUACUGAAUAUCCCAUCUUUUCCAUACAGGGUUCGCAGUUGUCGUUCUUCUUGUAAGUGUCUUCACGUUAAAAGCUCAAGGUUCCGACUCUAGGCAGCUUGACGGAGAAACAGUCUUAGCACCCCUUGAAUCAGUUAAAUGUCCAGUGCCUUGUGUGUGCAGUUACGAUUACAAUGAUGAUUACAAUGUAUUCUGUAGUUCAAGGAAUCUCUCCAGAGUUCCAGAGAUGCUACCUGCUCACGUUCGAUUGCUAUGGCUAGAUGGGAACAAUCUCACAACACUGCAGGCUGGAGCCUUUAGAAACCUUUCUCUGCUUGACUUUCUUAACUUGCAGAGCAACCACUUGACCAACUUGGAGCAGCAUGCUCUACAUGGUCUGAAGUCAUUAGCCCAUCUCAACUUGGAAAGGAACACGUUAAAAUUUCUGGCUCCUAAUACCUUCCUCCAUACUCAGAGCUUAGUCACUCUGAGUCUCAACAAUAAUUAUUUCACCAAAAUUGAAGAUGGUCUGUUUUCUGGUCUGUCAAACCUUUGGUACCUGAAUUUAGGUUGGAACUCGUUAGCUGUUCUACCUGGUACAGUAUUCCAUGACCUGCCUAAUCUCAGAGAGCUUGUUUUGGCUGGGAACCGUUUGAUGUAUCUUCAUCCUUCACUCUUCAUGAGUUUAGUGGAAUUGAAGGAGCUAGAUUUGAGCUGGAACUCAAUCAGAGGAGUAAAGGCUGUGUUUUCAAAUCUGCACAAGAUUCAGAAACUCUAUCUCAACCACAACCAGAUUUCAACUAUUGUUCCUACAGCUUUCUUUGGUAUGAAGUCCCUUCGCUGGCUGAAUUUAUCUCAUAACCGCCUGACAAGUCUUAUGGAGGACACAUUUGUUGGCCUGUCAAGCCUUCAUGUCCUACGUCUGUACAAUAACUCUCUAACAAGUCUAAAGCCUCGGAUUUUCAAGGAUCUUCAGUUUCUAGAAGAAUUGACCAUUGGACACAACAAGAUUAAAAUCCUUUUAGAACGGACAUUUGAAGGGCUAGGUCAAUUGGAAUCUCUCUCUUUGAAUCACAAUUUCAUUCAUGAGAUCCGUCUGGGGGCAUUUUCUGGGCUUCUAAAUGUAGCGGUAAUGAACCUCUCUGGUAACUGUAUAAAAAUACUUCCAGACCAAUCUUUUAAAGGGCUUGGGAAGCUUCACAUUUUGCACAUGGAAAACAGCUGCAUCACCAAAAUAAAACCACAGAUGUUGUCUGGACUUACCAGUGUCCGAAGACUUUUCCUACAACGAAAUGAUAUAUCAGCUAUUGAUGACCAGAGCUUCUUAGAACUGCAGAACCUUCUAGAGCUGGAUCUCAGAUUCAAUAAAUUGACUCAACUAUCAGCCCGAUCUCUUACUGGCCUAAAUAGCCUUUCUUAUCUCCUUCUAUCCUCCAACCAACUUCACGCAAUAUCUCCAGAGGCUUUCAGGCCUUCCCAGCAGCUACAAUGGCUUGAUCUGUCGGACAACCAACUCAAAACCCUUGCAGAUGACCUCUUCCUACCGUUACCUCAUCUGAGGUAUCUCAAUCUCCAGAAAAACCUUUUAAAAAGUAUCUCUGUUAACUUCCUCCUCCAUAACUCGCCAGUGCAGCAGCUUUGGCUAAGUAACAACCCGUGGGACUGCAGCUGUUCUCUUAAAGAACUCAGAGACUUUUCCAUAAGGAACGCCACCAUUGUUCCACGAGUCGUACAAUCCAUAUCAGAGGGUGAUGACAGCAGUAACCUGAUUUAUACCUACAACAACAUCACCUGUGCCAGCCCACCAGAGGCACUGGGCCAAGACUUGAGAGAUCUGACUGAAGAACACUUUGCUGCCUGCCAAUUGAUCUAACCAGACACGCAAGAAAAGUAAACACAACCCUAAAAUAACAUUUAUCAAGAAAAUAACAAAUAAUUGCAAUUGGUUUAGUUAAUACUACAUAUAGACUUUAUGCAACAAUUUUCUAAAGAUGAACUAGUAGCUUUCAUUUUAUUAAGUAGUUAUAGUACUUGGCACCAUAACCUCUGCAGCCAACUAUAGCUGCAAUAGUGUCAGCAUGCCCCUGGCAGCAUUGCCUAGUUCUGUAUCACACAGUUUUCAAGUACGUUGACAUGAAGUGGGUGUCCCCAGUGCACAUUAGUUAGGCCUCUUACGCAUUUUAUUGCUAAUGCGGAAAUUGCACUUCUGUAAUUAGUAAUAUCAAUUUUGUCCAAAUCUGCAUGGGGGCAUUCAUUGGUUGAGCAUGUCAGCUGACUGCUCAGCCAAUGACUGACAUCCAGCUAUAGACAUAUUUCAUAUUGCUAAUGCAUUAGUGAUUUUCAACCCAGCAUGUAUACAGUCCAGGAGUUAAACAUAUUGCAGUUUCAAUGGAGAUCAUGACAAAAUGAACUGCUGGUAUAUUCUGAGCAUUAGGUUAGGAACUAUACAUUGUUUUUUUUUAUCUGUUAAACUAUAGUAACGAAAAAUAUAAAAUAUAUAUUUAAGAUAUUGGAAGAGAAUUUGUUGUAUCAAUAUUGUAUUUGUUUCAUAUUGAUUGCUCAUUUUAUUAUAAUUUUAAAUUUUCAAUAAAAAGCUAUUUGAAAAGAUAUAGGGACAGAAGCAUUUCUCCAGUGCUCC
This is a messenger RNA of Pelobates cultripes (western spadefoot toad), 4371 nucleotides long. The record is from the annotation of a GenBank genome assembly. Lineage: Eukaryota; Metazoa; Chordata; Amphibia; Anura; Pelobatidae.